AUAACGGCGUAUACUACAGCGCAAUCAACUUACCAGCGACUUGCCCGUGCUCGUCAGUACGUACAUUCCACACGAUAAACUAAUCUGUGAAACCUAUAUAACAAUAGCGCGAUUUAUUUAUUUUUCCUGUCCUCUAUAUCAAAUCAAUUUAAGUGAUACAUUCUCGGUGGUUCGGUUUAUAGUGAUUUAAAGAAUUAUAGUACCAUAUUGGUCUGUGUGAAAAAAGUGUCGCUGUCAAAAAAGAUCCUGUAUUGUGUAUGAGUGUGUGCGUUUACUCUCUAGGUAUAAUUAUAUAUGCAAGAAUGUGAGCUGAUGUGUUGUGUCUUGUUGUUCGAGCUAUAUACAAGGAGAUAAAGGAUGCUUUACGCGAUUUCAAUCAAGUAUGAUCGUGGUUGUGUGAUCGGAUUUCGUGGCUUGACCUAGAAUUUAAAUCACCGCAGAUAGGAUUGCUCUAGACCUGGACUUGUGCACGGACAAUGUACAGGAUGCUUUCGUCAUCGCCGUGGAGCAACAGGCUCGCGAGAGGCUGGAGCGCCUGUCCGCGCUUCACAAACUCAAACCCGUGGAUAUGACGAAGCUAUCGCAACAGUUAAAUCAGCAAUCAGCAGCGACGUCAGAGGAGUUGAACGGGUUCAUAAGCAACCCCCCAAUCUACGUCAGUUCCUUGUCGACGGCCAGCGAAAGUUUAGCCAUCAUAGGAAGCAGAAAAACCGACGAAAAUCUGCAGCAACAGAGUCUGGACGUUCGCAAUUUGAGCGAACGCCGUUCCUCGUCACCCUUCCAGAACGGUCGUACCGAGCUGCUCCUCGGCGAAGACAAUAACAAGCUCAAGACCACCGCCGUUGUGGAACACAACAAUAACAAACUUAAUAUCGAAAACGACCGUAGGUCUCGAAGACGUUCGGGCAGUAGUAUCGUGAUCCUAGAUCCGGAACUACAGGACUCGGUCAAGAAAUCGCUGGACGAUCUGCUGGACAGUAAAAAUAAUAUAGACAUGGUUUCUAUGGUGCCUCUGGGAAGCGAUGGGCAGGCCCAUCGAGAGAUGGCCGUCGAUGUUCCGGAUAGUUUCGUGGCUAGGAACAAGACACCUCCUAGAUAUCCGCCCCCAAAGUCAUCAGUUACGCCUUCUAUGAAUGGUUCGUACAAUGCCCAGCAUAACCAUGUCCCGGCCUCACAAGCAACGCCUCAAGUACCACCGAAACCAGUACCACCUUCUCGAGAUAACUUAAAAAUCGAACCUGAUGCUCGAUUAGGAAAUAAGACAGCACCACCCCAGUUACCUGCGCGAAUAGUGAAUAAUAAUAACAUAAAUGCAGUACCCUACGCUUCUAAUACGACGAUCAAUAAAGUGAUGGAACCAACCAGGGAACAAAUGGAUAGUAUCAAAAAAUAUCAGGAACAAAUACGCAAAAGAAAAGAGGAAGAAGAAAGGAUAGCUGCUCAAAAUGAGUUCCUCAACCGAUCGUUGCGGGGUUCCUCCUUGAAACUACAAGCCUUGGAGAGCAAGCCUCAAGGUACCAUCAACGACGCCUAUGAAGACGAAGUUACGGAUUUUACGUCAGAGUCUUCCGAGGAAGAGAAGGAAUGUGUCCAUUCAGCAUACGCUUAUGGUGAUCUGGUCGAUGCCGUUCAAAGGCUGCAGAUUCAACUGAAGAAAACGUCGGCUGGUUCCGGUAUUUCCGGGCUAGAGGGACGUAUAGCUGCCAUACAGUCCCUCCUAUUGUCUCCUCAAUUUGGCCGGGCGGCCAUACAUAACAAGAUACAGGCUGUCCGAUCGCAGACCUCCGUUCGGACACAGCCCAUAGCUCAAAAUGCUCUCAGGGACGCCCAGGACGCCUUGGGCAAUUCGCAGAGUGCCUACGCGGUGGAAUUGGCUACCUUACUUACAGGAUACGAAUUCGAAGGCUUGAUGGUAGCUCACGAUGGCGUUGCUUCCACUUUACCACCGGAUUCGACAUCGCCCCCACCACAAACUCCCCUUGGUUUGCCAGCCAUCAGAAGCAGUCGCUACGGGAGCGAAGAUAACAUAAAAAUUAUUAGGAUAGAAAAAACGACUGAGCCUCUAGGCGCCACUGUGAGAAACGAAGGGGAUGCUGUUAUCAUAGGUCGAGUAGUAAGAGGGGGAGCAGCAGAGAAAAGCGGUCUUCUUCAUGAGGGCGAUGAAAUUUUGGAAGUAAAUAGUAUAGAAAUGCGUGGCAAAAGCGUCAAUGCAGUCUGUGAUAUUCUUAAAGAUAUGGAGGGAUCCUUGACUAUACUUAUCAUUCCGGCAUCACAAUCAAGAACAUACAUGUUGAGAGAUUUGGUGCUUCAUGUAAAGGCGUUGUUCGACUAUGACCCUGAGGACGACAUGUACAUACCUUGUAGAGAAUUGGGCAUAAGUUUUAGAAAAGGCGACGUAUUACACGUUAUUAGUCAAGAAGAUACCAACUGGUGGCAAGCAUACAGAGAGGGUGAAGAAGAUCAAACACUUGCUGGACUCAUUCCAUCACUCUCGUUCCAACAUCAGAGGGAAAGCAUGCGAUUAGCAGCGGAAGAGCGAAUGACAAAACCAAAUAAGAAGUCCUCCACUCUAUUAUGUGGUACUACAUCUAAAAAGAAGAAAAAGAAAGGAGCAUAUGACGAAGGUGGUUACCCGAUGUACUCAAGCGACGAUUAUGAUCCAGAGGAAAUACUGACUUACGAGGAAGUUUCCCUAUUUUAUCCAAGGGCCGACAAGAAAAGGCCCAUAGUUCUUAUUGGGCCACCCGAUAUCGGUCGACACGAACUACGAAAGCGAUUGAUGGAAAAUUCAGAAAGAUUUGCUGCUGCCAUACCCCAUACGUCGAGGCCAAGAAAAGAAAACGAGGUAGAUGGACAAGACUAUCACUUUAUAACCAGAGGUCAGUUUGAGGCUGAUAUCUUAUCUCGAAAAUUCGUAGAGCAUGGAGAGUACGAAAAAGCGUACUAUGGUACCUCCCUGGAUGCCAUUCGAUCGGUUGUGAAUUCAGGAAAAAUAUGUGUGCUUAACCUGCAUCCUCAGAGUUUGAAGAUACUGAGAACCUCAGACUUGAAACCUUACGUAGUGUUUGUGGCGCCACCGAAUUUAGAGAACUUGAAAAUUAAGAAAGACAGACUGGGGGAAUCAUAUAAAGAGGAAGAUUUGGUUCAAAUCAUAGACAAAGCCCGGGAAAUGGAGAAUAAAUAUGGCCAUUUCUUCGAUCUUAUUAUUAUUAAUAACGAUACAGAAAGAGCCUAUCACGACUUAUUAUGUGAAAUAAAUAGUCUAGAAAGAGAACCCCAAUGGGUUCCAGCCGUUUGGGUAAAAUCCACGUAGGAGUUGUUCCACAAUCAAAUCAAUUGUUGUUAACAAAAUUUAUUGUUAGAAAUUCUACAAUACUUUAGAUAUGAUUAGUUGGAAUUCAUCUUAGUGUAACUCGAGACGAGAUAUGAUGCAACUCUUGUUCGACCCAGUUCUAGUCGUGUGUGUAUUAGUAUGAUAUAUUGUACCUACGAUCGAAAAACAAACGGCGUCAAAGAUAGCUGCGGAAUGAAAAUCGUUGAUAAUUUUGGCGAGGUCAAGCCUUACUACCAGUUAACCUUAAAAAGGUGUAAUUUAUUUUUAUAUUGAGUUAAAAUUAUUUUUAGAUGGUGUAUAGUUUAAAAUUUGAUAAAAAAAAAUAUUUUUUUGAAUAUAGAGUUGUGUGUCUGAAAACGUUCUAUCCUUUUUUAAUAGAUAGAGUUAAGAUAAUUAGAGUUCAUUUUUGAAAAGUUUUGUGUCUCAAUUUUUAGUAAAUUUGACCUCUCCGAAUUUAUUAUCGAUUGUCAUUCCGCAGCUAUGUUUGACGCCGUUUUUUUCGAUCGUACGGUACUUUCGGGACAAUUACAACAUGUUGGUGCUAGUCUUUCAAACUUAAAAUUACCUUACCUUUACAUAAUGUGCACUGUUGAUCUUGUCUAGGAAACAUUAAUAAUAAUAAUAUUUAAAAAAUAGUUUUUAAACAAGUGUAAUUUUCAAAGUUAAAAUCUCCUAGAGUCUGAAAUAAAUUUUUAUGAGUCACCUUGUAUACUGUCGAUAUUCAUAAGUUAUCAUUUGUUAUAUAUAAUUGUAUAAUAAGUGCCAAAAAUUCAAAUUCGCCCUGUAUUUCAGAAACCAAGGGGGUUAGGACAAAUUUAAUAAAUAAAUCUAAUAAAUAAAAUAUCUAUAAAAUAAUAAACGAGAAACCCCAUAAAACACACAGAAAUGGGACACCCUGUACAUAGUGUUAGGAAGUAAAAAAGUUGGACAUUGUAUAGAUAGUGAUGUGUAAAUGUGACGUAUUAUUUCUUUAAACUGGCGUAUAUAGUUUUGUUAUAUACAGGGUUAUUCACCUCAUUCGGCACGGAGUACUGCUUCAUUUUUCUAGAGGUUUUUAAGUUUUCAAAAUUAAAUAUUGUACUGAAGUUUUUCUAUUUACUAAAUUUUGUGUUGCACUAAUAUAAAUUACAAUACCGUAUACAGAGCGUCUAAAAAUGUAUUUUAAAUAACUACUAGAUUUAAACUGCAAUAACUUGUUUAAUUUAAAUGGAACACACUGUACA
Messenger RNA from Sitophilus oryzae (rice weevil), 4557 nucleotides. Its product is annotated as MAGUK p55 subfamily member 5-like. Gene Ontology annotation, molecular function: protein binding. Lineage: Eukaryota; Metazoa; Arthropoda; Insecta; Coleoptera; Curculionidae. Gene Ontology annotation, biological process: establishment or maintenance of epithelial cell apical/basal polarity; establishment or maintenance of polarity of embryonic epithelium; generation of neurons. The record is from RefSeq and is a predicted model, not a curated record. Gene Ontology annotation, cellular component: adherens junction; plasma membrane.